This is a messenger RNA of Chara braunii, 1709 nucleotides long. The record is from the annotation of a GenBank genome assembly. Lineage: Eukaryota; Viridiplantae; Streptophyta; Charophyceae; Charales; Characeae.
GCGAAGAAUCCAGAGAGAUUGACAAUGUACAGGAUAUGAGCGAAAACUUUAUUGUGAAAGAAAUGUUCAACAACAGUGUUGCGCAAGAAUUGCGUGACAACGACAUUGAGAAGGAGGAAUCUAGGGACGACGAUGAGGAGGAGGAAAAAUCAAGCGACGACGAUGAUGAUGAGGAGGAAUUGAGCGAGGAUGAGGAUUCAAACGACACAGACUCCGAGGAUGAUGAAGGAAAGGAAGAUGAGGUCGUCUGCGAACAGCGAUGUCACUGGGAUAAGGUGGACCAGGAUUUUCGGGAUAGGCACUCUGCUGAUGUUAGGAUCAGAAAAGGGGGCAAAUGUGUCCAUGUCCUCAGGGAUCUGCCUGUCGUUGUACCAGUCCGGAAGAGAAAGGGCAKAAUGAUCCGACAUAGGYUGCGGGUGUUGUUCCUGCGCUUUUUGGCUCUCUGCCUCUUGCUGCCAGAACAUAUGGAGUUGAAGUUGCUGCUGCUGCAGAACUUGUUGCUGUUGACAGCAAAGCUGGGGCUGCCAAUGCAAGUGCAAGUGUUGGAGCAACAGAUGCUGAUGUGUCAGCCUAUCCUGGUAUUGUUGCUGUUGAUAUUGCGCCAGCUGUGCUUGGAGCAGCCGCCGGAGGUGCUCCUCACAGUCAUUCUGUUGCAUGCAUUGCUGUUGCUGCUGUCGCUGGUCCUGCAUUUGCAUUUGAGGCAUAAUGUCGUUAUGCUGCUGCUGUUGCGGCAAGUAAUCCUGUUGUCGCGGGUUUUGUUGUUGGAGGUGGCUCUCCGCCGGCGGGGCCUGGAUGUUGUGCAUGAAUUGCAGCUGCACCUGCUGCUGCUGCAGGGCCAACAGCGAUCGAGGCAGGUGAUGGUUUUCCUCUUGCUGCGGGCAGGUAAGCGGCUGAUGGUGCUGUGUGGGACCUUGUUGCUGGUGCUGGCAGGCCUCGUGUUGUUGUUGUGGGUGCACCCAGGUCUGCUGCCACUUCUCUACAUGUUGUUGUUGUUGUUGGUCAUGCAAUUGGAGGGUCUGAUGAUAUGCAAGGUGGUCCAAUUGCAGCGUGUCGGAUGGAUACCCAGGUCACUCCGGCGGGCGGAUCCAUCCGCUGUCCUGAAUGGACUGCUUCCCCUGUGGAGCCGUGGCUUGUUGGCGAAGGGGCGGGCGAAGAUAGUGGACAGGACGCAUAAGGAAGCAGACACCGGGUCAAUAGAGGAGAAAGCGAUGGUAGAUGAAGAGAUCGGGAAAGUUGAGGGGAGGGCGGGGGUAUGGCACGGAUUAAGAACGGUAGCAGACGAGGGGAUCGUGAAGAUCGAAGGAGAUGAAGAGAUCGGGAAAGUCGAGAAGAUCGAAGGGAGGGGGUGCAAAACGGGGAAGGUCACUGCAGAGGUUAAACGGGCGAAGCUAGAAGUUCAGGAAGUGCUCGCAUGUAUCAGUCACGUGACAGUAUUAUGGAAAAGGGGGCCAGACACAUCGAAAGUUGGAUUCCCCACUCGAGAGGAGGAGGAGGAGGAGGAGGAGGAGGAGGAGGAGGAGGAGGAGGAAGAGGAGGAGGAGGAGGAAGAGGAGGAAGAGGAGGAAGAGAAGGAAGAGGAGGAUAUGGAGGAAGAGGAGGAGGCAGUCCCAUUCCAUUUUCUGACCUCACUAGGAAAGUACGAACCAUAAGGAGAGCUCAGUUGUUCAGUGCUCAUAGCAAGCACAGAUGUUGGAGCCCCAAAUCCAAAG